GGAGCCGACAUACACACAAUCAUACACUGAACGCUCUCACACAUACACAUAUAUAGUAUGAAUAUCUCCAGUAAGAGUGCAUGAAAGACACAGACUCAAAGUUCAGGAAAAUGAACCUCUUCUGCUUCACUCUGGACGGCUCAACAGACAGCCUGUACGAGCCUGCCCAAAGUUGCCAGAACAGCCAAGAUUCUGGCCUAUUACAGAGAAGGCUGUUCAGCCCCAGUUCUGAGAAGAAGAGUUUUUGGAGUGGUUCAGAGCCUUGCAUCGCCAUGAAGCUUCCAGAGUCAAGUAAGACUAAUUUGGAAAAGGCAAAGAGAAAGUCCCAAAUAGUAUCUGAAGAUGAGACAACAGAGAUGAUCAAAGAUCACAACCGGUCAAAGCUAUUCACAAGGGAUGAGAAAGAGGAACAAGUGAGUUCAGAGAAAACAAUGAAAAAUUCCUGUGUUCAGUGUGUAAAUUUUGAAUCCUGGAAUCCCAACAGAGAAAAUUCUGAAGGCAGACAGCAAUAUGUGACCAGGAGGGCAGAGGGUGAGGAGGAGGCGCAAGGAAAGUUAAAGAGGAUCCAGAAAUUGGUGGGAGUGAAAAAGGGGGGUCAAAGCAGCACUGAGGAACAGCACAGGAACAGCACAGACACUGAUGAUCAUUUGACAGAAUCUGAGAGCAAAGACCACAGUCCUGUCAUUACUUGCAUCAGUCUGACCAAAAAAACUGAGAAAAAGCCUGCAAGGGGCUCGACACGGCAGCCACUGCAAUCCCAGCAGCCCCAACAAGAAAAGGAGGUGGAUAUAAUGGAAACAGAGAGUUCCUGGAGUCCAGGGCUCUUUCAGGAGUACUGGAACCCCAUGAGCUACUCUCCAGCCUGGGAUACUUACAGUCACACCUGCCACAGGUCAACGGCCGAACAGAUCAUGUACAACUUCAACUUUACCCUCCCCAGAGACACAGACUGGGACAAAUAUGAGGAGCUCUUCCACCAGUUGGACCCCUACAAACGAGACCAGCAGGCCAGAUGGAUCACCCACUCCGUCAUGGACCUGGACAUUCCUGACCCCUUGCGUUCCACCAGUUUUGGGAUUUUUGACAGGCAGCAGCCCACCCAGGUCAAGACAGAAGAAAAAGGAGAUGGUUUGCCUGUGGAAACAGAGUCUCCUGAGGUGGAUCCCAGUAAAACAGGAGGUCUCGGGAAGAGGAUGAAGACCAUCUCUCUGACCAUGCGUAAAAAAAUGGGCAGGAAAUAUACUAAAGCCUUGUCAGAGGAAAUGGGAGAGGAAAAGGAACCUGUUGCAACUGAAGAGGGAUACGGUGGAAGUGCUUUAGCUAAAGGUUGCACCAAUUCCAGUAAUUCCGUGGAGAGUUUGUUCAGUUUGCACAGUGGACAGAGCUCAUCCAGUGGUGUGACCAGCAGCUCAGAGGGUUAUAGUAACAGGGACAGCCUGCGUCUAGAAGAAGACAUGCCCUAUACGGGCCUUUUCUGUGGGAGAGCCACGGUCCACACCGACUUUGUUCCCAGUCCGUAUGACAUGGAAUCUCUCAAACUCAAGGUGGGAGAUGUUAUUGACAUCAUCAGUAAACCUGCAAUGGGAAUCUGGACAGGGAUGUUGAAUGGCAAAGUGGGAAACUUUAAGUUUAUCUACGUUGAUGUGCUGGUUGAAGAAAUCAUGCCAGAACCAAGGAAUCGUUCUCACAGGAGGAGCAGAAGACCUCGACCCAAAACCCUCCUGGAACUUCUGGAGAGACUCAACCUGGAGGAGCACAUUUCAACUCUGUUGUUGAAUGGUUAUCAGACGGUGGACGAUCUUCGAGAUCUUAAGGAGCAGCAUCUCAUAGAGCUCAACGUUAUCGACCCUGAACAUAGACACCGACUGCUAGCGGCAGCAGAAUGCCUUCAGGACUCAGAAUAUAAUAAUCAGAGCCAUGGAGAGACCGACGAGGUGCCCAAAUCUCCCUCCGAGCAAAUUAAAACAGAGCUGAAUGACUGUCCCAGAGACUCUGGCUGUUACAUCGGAUCUGACUGUUCAGAUAACACUAAGGAGGACACAGAAAACCAGAUGGCCCCUCUGAGCCCACCAGCAGCUGAAACCUAACCACAACACCUCCAGACCUGCAUGAUGCUGUGUUUAAACCCUCGCCUGCCUCUGGCUGGUGCAAGGACAUCUGCUGGCCACAAGUUAGUUUGGCCAGAGUAUAAGACUUUCUGUCUGUUUGGGUAAAUUCAGACCUGUUGCAUUAGGUGGUUUGGUCCAGUGUUAUGCUGUAAGGACACUGGAUUCUUACAUCAUUGAAACUGUGUAAACACGAGGGUAAUUUAGUUUCUCUGUGCACAGAAAUUACAGAUGACGUAAAUAAAUUGUAAAUAUUAUGUGGGAGAAUGCUUUACUCCUGUAAACUGUUUAAACGUUGCCUUGCAGAUGUUAGAUAAAAGAGAAAAUUAAUGUU
Messenger RNA from Myxocyprinus asiaticus (Chinese sucker), 2439 nucleotides. RefSeq lists its product as uncharacterized. The record is from RefSeq and is a predicted model, not a curated record. Lineage: Eukaryota; Metazoa; Chordata; Actinopteri; Cypriniformes; Catostomidae. Gene Ontology annotation, molecular function: protein binding. The transcript has 15 exons. The coding region runs from base 81 to 2087 and encodes 668 amino acids.